GAGAUUUUAGGGAAAGCAUGAGUACCUUGCGGCCUGGGAAGAAGUGGGAAACAAAGCUGAGCAGUGCCGGCCUUAUAUUCCAUCACUUUGGUUGCCCCAUCAUUAAAGAAAUCCUCAAAGACAAAUACAAGUCCCUGGAGCAAGAGGAAUUCGAUAAAAUUGUGGACAGGGUCUUUGACCAAGUCUAUGAAAAUUUCGUCAAUGAAAUUGACGCCAUAGACAAUGGUUCGAAAAUUUGUGGACACCCGAAAUACCGUAUCGGGACCAACAUUACUUCCCGAGUGAGCCACCUCAACCCUUCAUGGGUAGAAGAAGAUCCUGAUGCUGAUAAAUGUUUUUGCAAAGCCAUGGAAAUGGUUAAAGAAGAAUUUAUCGACCGGGUCCGAUAUUAUGGAGAGGUAUGGUGGCCUGCUAGGGAGAAGGUUUCGACAGCUUUGAAAGCUUCAACUGACAAGAAGAAUCAAGAUAUCCUGGAGUUGGAAAAGCCAUUGCCCUGGAAAGAUCACUUGCUUGAGCUUGGAUAUCAUAGAAUCAAGUUUGUGAUAUUCCCUGAAUCGGAUACUGGAUGGAGGAUUCAGGCUGUCCCCGCCCAAGAAGGCGGGUCAAGGCAAGUACAGUUUUAUGCAUUCAUGGAGCUGAACACAUUGACUAUUUGGUUCCAGGUCACUUCUUCGAAAGACACUUCUUUGACUGGACGUUUCGACGAAAACCUUUCAAAGAAGCGUCAAGUUGAAGAAGUGAUGCUCUUGUGGCAUGAAUGGAGAGGGCUGCAUGGCCAAGAGUUGGAAGACAAGUCUGGAAUUGAAAAUAUCAUAUUUGUGCACCCAAGAGGAUAUAUAGGAGGGCACAGGGAUCGUGGUGGAGUCAUUGCUAUGGCUCAAAAAACUAUCACUGCUUAUGAAGUGCUAAUUGACAAGGCUGUAGAAGGAUUACAGGUGAAUGGGUCAGAGCAAAUCAUGGAGCUUGCAGAUGUGGGCUUUCCAUGGGUGGAAAGGAUAUUCCAAAGGGAAGCAGAAGGGAGGCUAAAAAAAGAUUGGAGAGGGCAUUCCAAGAAGAACCCACGGGAAUCAGCAGAGAUGGAAAAUAUAGAAUUUGUGAAAGAAGGUGGUGAACUUGGAGGGCAUACACUACGUGAAGGAGCCAUCUUGAUGGCGACGAAGUCCUUGAUGGCGCAUAGUCAAGUCUAA
This is a messenger RNA of Darwinula stevensoni, 1187 nucleotides long. The record is from the annotation of a GenBank genome assembly. Lineage: Eukaryota; Metazoa; Arthropoda; Ostracoda; Podocopida; Darwinulidae.